AUGGCCGACACAUACCUUUCUUUCCUGCGCUCACCAUCCGAGUCCGCGCUUGCAUCUGAUGCUGCCCUUCAUUAUAUCACCACUACUACCUCAAUCCACGAGUCUGUCGCCAUCAUCAAGCAUUACCAGGCCCAGGAGAAGGUCCUCAAGAAGAAGUCCGAGAAUGUCUUGAGCUCUUAUGGUAGCUCCGAUGGUGCCGUCGUCGAGACAGAAACCACCUUUGAGUUCAUUCGUGGAGGUGGUACUAUCCUGCCACAGAUGGAUGACAACAUGCUGGCUGACUCGAUCGCUACUCUUCCUAUGGUACACGUCGUCCAAUACAACUCUCAAGGCAAGAUCAGCCAGAUCAGACUCUACUGGGACCAAGCAACCAUUCUCAGACAGGUCGAAGCCAUUGGCAAGAGUGGUCGCAACUGGCCCAUCCGUGACGGCACAAACAUGAUCAAGACCAUCAAGAACAGUAUCAACAAUGCCGGCUCCACCUCUACAUCUCUGCCUGUCCGCCCCGCCUCGAACCAAUCGCAAUCCGGCGGUCGUCAGAACGGCGAUUUCCACGCUCGUCUGUUCGCCACUGGUGAGGGUCAGGAACCCCGUAGCCAGACCAACAUCAACCCCGAGUAUGCUGUUCGUACAUCAGCCAAGCCCGCUCCUCGUCAGAUGGAUGAGAUCUUCGCAAAUGGUAGCAACAGUGAAGGUUACAAGCCUGAAGGAAAGCCCAAGGCCGGUUCUGGCAAGAACUUCCAAGACAACCGUCUCUUCGACGAGAACACUCAACCCCAAAGAAUCCUGUCUCCCGAAAGCAAGAAGAUCGACCCCAGGAAAUAUGACCACUUCGAAUUCUCCUCAGGCGAGGGUAGUGCCCCUGCUUCCGACAUUCACAGACGCAUGUCUACCAAGGGCUCGACGCACACAAGCAACUGGGACUUCCAAGACUUCACCACCCCUGAGAAGCACAAGCCUAGACCCAACCCCGAGCAGGAGCGUCACAUUGGUCCUGGUGUAGACGAGGAUCAAAUCUCCCCCGAGAAACGUCCCAUCGUUCACGCUGCUCGUCCUGAUGCCAACGCUCACUUCGAGAUCUCGGAUGACAGUCCUGCUGGCCCCAAGGCACCAUUCAGCAACCACACCAAUGUCGACAAGUCUAGACGCGGUGAUGAAUACCAACCUCACUUCAACAUCGGUCAAUCAGAUGCUCCCAAGAAGAUUUACAAGACUGCAGGAAACGGAAUGGGCGGACGUUCUGGUGCCCCUACACUCUGGGACGACCCUGAAGAAGUUGCCCCUGAGAAGCCUAUCUACAAGACCUACGGUAACGGUAUGGGUGGACGUAGGGACGGCGGCCUGUCAUGGGAUAUUGGCGAUGACGGCGACGACUCCAGAGGACCCGCCAUCUACAAGACACGAGGCGAUGGUAUGGGAGGUCGCCGUGACAAGAAUGCUACCACUGAGAACGAUGCUGUUUCUGGUGCGAAGGGUUAUGCAUCUUCAGCACGCGCUCAGAACUACCACUCUUCUCAGAGAGAUGACGAGUACGAGUUCUAG
Aureobasidium melanogenum CBS 110374 is the source of this 1542-nucleotide messenger RNA. RefSeq lists its product as uncharacterized. Bases 1 to 1542 code for a protein of 513 amino acids. The record is from RefSeq and is a predicted model, not a curated record. Lineage: Eukaryota; Fungi; Ascomycota; Dothideomycetes; Dothideales; Saccotheciaceae. The transcript is spliced from 3 exons.